Molecule: messenger RNA, 4986 nt
Organism: Closterium sp. Naga37s-1
Lineage: Eukaryota; Viridiplantae; Streptophyta; Zygnematophyceae; Desmidiales; Closteriaceae
Source: the annotation of a GenBank genome assembly
AAAGGAAACGUUGACGAGAAGCAGAUAGGAAAGCUCGCGGAUUACGCGGCGGGAAACCCGGACCGCAUUCCGAAGAUCGUGGCGAAGCUGGAGGAGCGCGCCAUCCGCGAGCUGCGCGCCGAGCGGUUCAACUCGCUACCUGCCGUCGCUCGCUCGUACUCGAAACUGCUCUCCUCGUGUCAAAGCUCUCUUGCGCUGCUGGCGUGGAGCGUGCUGAGCGUGGUGCAGAAGCUGCUGCAGAGCAAGCGGGUGGACGUGCGCGUGCUGGGCUGCGACCUGCUCGCGGAUUUCGUGGACUGCCAGUCGGACGCCGCCUACGCCGCGCCCAUUCAGAAGCUGUGCCCCACGCUCGUCGCCAUGGCGCACGAGGCCGGCUCGCAGGAAGACUCCCGGGCCGCCAGGUCGUCCGCGUUAAGAGCUAUCGCCGCUGUGAUCCUCUUCGUCUCCUACUUCUCCCAGCCCUGCGACUGCCUUGACCAGUUGCUCGCGGCCGUGCUGGACAACUACAAGCCGCACGCGGCAGGUGCAGGGGACGAGGGGGCAGCAGCAGCGGAUAAGGUGCGGGAGAGGACGCUCGAGGCGCUCAAGAAGCUGACUCUUCAGCAGCAGCAACAACAGCAAGGGGGUGGUGGCAAGGAGAAAGAGGGGCUGCAUCAGGAGAGGAAGCUGGUCACUCCACUGCCCUCCAAGCAGGAGCUACAGCACCCAGAAGUGGCAGCGCUGGUGGCGGUAUGGGCCCUCGCGCACAUGUUUGCAGCCGCGGUGUCUCUCUCGUCACAGCAGGUGCUGGCGCAUCUGCUGCUCUACCUCUCCAACGGCUCCCACUGGGCCGCGCCUGCUAGCCAAGGCGACGCAGCAGCAGCGGGGGCAGGGGCGGAGGCGGGGGCGACAGGCAGGGGAGGGGUUGCAGGGCAGCUGCUAGAGGAUAUUUGUCUGGCCCUCCGUUUCCUGGCCACCCGCUCCCCUUCACCAACCAAGGAGGAGCGGCGGCUCCUACUGGCACUGCUAGCAGCUGUGAUCCGCCACACAGACUCUUCCCCCGCCCUGCGCUCGCCCCGCAUGCGCCACGACGCCCUUGCUGCGGGGGGGGGGCUGCAGCUGGCGCAGCUGCUGCUGGCGGACGGGGGGAAGUGGGCGGACGGGGGGAAGGAAACCGGGGGAGAGAGCGCAGCGGGAGGACCCGGAAUCGGGGAGGAGAAGCGGGAGAUUAGCGCAGGGGGAGCGGGAGGGGCGGUGAGCAUGAGAGGAGGACCGGAGGCAGCGAGUGAGGUGCAGGCUGUGGGUGACUUAUUGCGGAUACUGAGGCGUAGUAUAGUUGAGGAGAAGCAGGGGGGCGGCAUGGAUGAUAAUAUCAUAGGGGAGGGGCAGGUGGGCGGCGGUGUGUCGUUCAGAAAAAGACAAGGCGAGCAGCCUGCUCUGCAGGAGCAGGCGCUGAAGCUGCUGGUGCUGGUGACGUCAUUGCAUGCGGGCAGUCCAAAGGAGCGAGCAUCUCUGCUGCUGGACGACACAGCAGUGUUCCUCGAGUCCCUCCCGUCCGACCCCUGGGGCUCCUGGGCCACACUCGUUGCUGCAGAGGCUGCUGCUGCUGUUGUGGUGCUGCCUGUUGCUGUGGCAGUGGAGAGAAACGAGGGGGAGGAGGGGGAGGAAGAGGGUGAGGGGGAGGAGGGGAACACGAGGACUGGAACCUUGGGAAGUUUCCCGGACGCUGCGCUCCUCAGCAUCCUCCGCGCCUUCCUGCACCCGCACUCCGAGACAAGAGACGCCGCCCACCACCUGCUGCAGCUUCUCCUUCGGGGCCCGGCAGCCUUCCCCUCAAACGACAGAGACUGCUACGGUCUCGUCAUAGCAGCCAGCGCCGUCAGCACCACCACACCACCCGCCAGUGCUGCUGCUGCUAAUCCACUGGCCUCCAUAGAGGACAUUAAACGGCCCCCUCUGUCCCCCUCGCCGUCCCAACUCCCUCUGCUGCUCUCCGCGCUCUGGUUGCAAGCAGCCAUGCCCUCCACCGCCCCCAAGUCCCUCUGUGCCCUCUCCUCCACCUUCCACGCCCUCCUCCCGUGCCUCUCCGCCCCGCCUCCCCCCCCCUCCUCCCCCGCCUCCCCCUCCUCGCAGUCCCUUUCCUCCUCGCUCCUCCAGUCAUUCCAACUCGUUCUCUCCCUCCGCAGAAAGGCUCUCUCUCUGCCUUCCGUUGCAGCACAGGGGGCAGCAGGGGGAGGGGCGGGGGGUGCAGAGGCAGAGGUGGAGGAAGAGGGGGGAGGAGGGGGUGGGGGAGAGGCGGAGUGGACGAUAGGGCCGGUGGAUCGGCGGUCGGUGUUCACUGUAGCGACUGCCAUGCUCGCAGGGCUGGCCGGCAGCCUGGGCAUGGAGGAGGUGGCGGCGUUUGUCCUGUCUGAAGAAGCUUCGUCAGCAGCUCUGGUGGGUGUUUUCAUUGGUGGAAGCUGCUCGUACGCGUCUGCCUUGUUCCCUUCCCUUCCUCUGCACAUGCUGUUGCCGUCGCUACUGUUUCUGGCCAACCCCUUCCACGUCAUCAAUCCCGACGGCACGCUCUCAGAGCGCCGCCCGCCCACCUCUCAGAGCGCUUUUGGCUCGCCUGCUGACUCAGAGCAGGCGGCUGCUGAGCUGGCAGGGGCGAGCAGCAGAGAGGAGGAGGUGCAGGUGCAGCUGGGGGAGAAGAUAGCUGCUGCCGUUGUAGCUGCGUUCCCGGGGCACUCAGUGGAGCCAGCGUCGCUGCUUUCACCCUUCCACCCGUCGGACUCGCUCGCCCUCACACCUGCAGCUGACAUGCUCGCUGCUGUCGCUGCCGAUUCCGCUGCUCCCAUCCUCCCCUCCUUCGAGGACUUGCCUGCUGCCAUCCCUGAUGAGGAACUCUUCCGAGCCUCCUCUGUUCCGGACCUGGCCAGGCCCGGCCAAGGCAGCAACGAUGGGAGCAACCGUGGCUCAGACACUGCCGGCGCUGCUUUGGCGGAUGAUAAAGCAGGUGCAAGUGUACCGAGUGUGGAGCAGAUACUGGAGUCUGGGAAGGAUGGGAAGAAGUCGGAAGGCAAGAAACGGAGAGCGGAUCCUGCCAAUGGCGGCGAUCCACGUGUCGGCGCGGACAUUGACACCGUUGGGGAACCUGCCGCUGGGUCAACGGUAGACUCAGCGGGAGGUGCGGCGGCUUCCGGGAAGAAAAAGAGAGCGCGGAAGGCCAGGGGCGAGGGUAGUGGGGGAGGCGCGUGUAAGGAAGGGGGGGAGGAAAAAGGGAGGCUUGCUGAUGGUCGGGAUGAGGCGGAGGAGGACGGCGGAGAACAGGGGGGAGGGGUAGGCGCAGCAGCUGAGGACAGGUUGGUAGCAGGGGCGGAAGUUGCGGAACUGGGGGGAGAUGUGGAAUUGGGGGAAGACGCGGAAGAGGAGGAAGAUGCGGAACUGGGGGAAGACGCGGAAGGGGGGGAAGUGGAAGAGGGGGAAGUUCCGCAAGACGACAAUGAUGCGCACAGGUUCGCGGAAGCGGACGCGGAGCUUUUCCCGCGCGAGCUGCUUCCACAACUAGACGCGGAAGCCGCCAGCCAGAGGCGCAUCAAGGCGCGGAAGCUGGUCGCGGAAGCUGCUGCGGCCGCUGCGCGGGGAGCGGCCCAGGGGAAAGAACGCGGAAGCGGCUCCGACAGGGGCACGGGGGGAACGGCGGGAGCUGCGGCGGCGGCGGAGUGGUUUCAGGCGCAGGUGGUGGCGAACUGCGGCAGAAGCAUGUCGUCUGUUGAGCGCGAACGAGUGAUCCCAGCCUCGUCGAUUGCGAUCUACAACAUCCACUCACCCUCCUCGCAGCAGCAGCCCGCCCCCAGCAGCACCACCCAGCCGCCCGGCGCACAACCGGGCGGCAGGGGACCGGGCGGCGGGCGAGCGGGCGGCAGAGGGGCGGGCGGCAGGGGUGCAGGGAGGGGCGGUAAGGCCGGCAGCGAGUCUGCUGCCGCCCAUGAGGGUCCGACUCUUGCCGAUCACCUGAAGCGCACUCUCGGCGCCACGUGGCGGUCUCUGCUGCUGCCACCUGGCGACAAGCAAGAAACAGACAAGGAUCAACACCAGCAGGGGAAGCAGCGGCACAAGCAGCAGAAGCAGGAGCAGAAGGUGCAGCAGCAGGGGAAGCAGGAAGAAGGGGACGGGGGAGAGCAGUGGGAGGCGGGGAGUCCGGUGGUGCUGGUCGUAUCAGCGUCAGCAGUCCGGUGUGGGGAUCUGCUGAGGGAGUGCAAGGGCGUGGGGCGAGGGUGCCGCGUGGCAAAGCUGUUCGCGAAGCACCUCAAGGUGGAGGAGCAGGUGGAGGUGUUAAAAGGGCCUGGCGUUGGGGAGUGCAAAGGAGUUGGGGAGUGCAAGGGCGUGGGACGUGGGUGCCGCGUGGCGAAGCUGUUCGCCAAGCACCUCAAGGUAUGGGUGACGCAGUGCACGAUGAUAAAGAAGCACCUCAAGGUGGAGGAGCAGGUGGAGGUGUUGAAGGGACCCGUGCACAUCGCUGCUGGCACGCCCAACAGGUUGCUCAAGCUGCUCUCCUCCGGUGCCCUGCGACUCGCCUGUCUGCAGGUGGUUGUGCUGUACAUGCUGCCAUCGCCCAAGGCCUUCACUCUGCUCUCUCCCAUCUGUCUUGCAUUCUCCCACCCAACCAACCCGUCCUCGAACCCACCAUCCAGGUUGCUCAAGCUGCUCUCCGCCGGAGCCUUGCGUCUCGCCAGUCUGCGAGUGGUGGUGCUGGACAUGCUGCCAUCGCCCAAGGCCUUCACUCUCCUCUCCAUGCCUGACGUCCGAUGCCCCAUGCACAUGUCCCACCAGUGCCCUCCCCCUCUUUCCCCCAAAGGGGUCGAGUUCGAGGAGCUGUAUGUAUCUGAAGCAGCUGCACGACUCUUGAGUCGACUCUCAAGUCUCGUCGCCCAAUUCUGUCCCUCCACUCCAUCUACCCUCCUUCCCCACAGGGUCGCCUUCUGGGAGCUGUAUCUGAAGCAUCUGCAUUCACAUGACUCUUGA